This is a messenger RNA of Trichosurus vulpecula (common brushtail), 3512 nucleotides long. It is a transcript of the gene TMEM63B, whose product is annotated as transmembrane protein 63B. The transcript has 23 exons. NCBI's taxonomy places the organism in Eukaryota, Metazoa, Chordata, Mammalia, Diprotodontia, Phalangeridae. Bases 336 to 2852 code for a protein of 838 amino acids. Gene Ontology annotation, molecular function: calcium-activated cation channel activity; nucleic acid binding. Gene Ontology annotation, cellular component: plasma membrane. The record is from RefSeq and is a predicted model, not a curated record.
GCGUUAGGGGGUGGACCCGGGCGGUCGGCGGCGACGCGGCCUCGCCCCCUCCUGCUUCCCCCCUCCCUUCCCCCGCCUCCCUCCUAUUCCCCCCCCUUAACUUCUCUCUCUCCCCGCCCCUCUUCCUCCUCCUACCCAAUCCCUCCCUCCCUCCUCCCGCCUCCCUCCUCCCCCAGCCGGGAGCCGCGGCCGCCUCUGGAGCCCGGAGCCCGAGCCGCCCAGCGACACCCCCCUCCCCCCGCCCCCGCCCACCCCGGCCCCGAGCCCCGACCCGAGCCUCGGAGCGGGAGCCGAGUCUGCGCCCGAGGGAGGACGAUGCUGCAGUAGCAGCCACGAUGCCCUUUACGCUGGGCGACUCGACAGUCAACAAUUCGGAAACCAAGGAUUACUGUUACAAAGCCCGGAUCAGAAGCACCGUACUCCAAGGGCUGCCUUUUGGGGGAAUUCCUACAGUACUUGCACUUGAUUUCCUAUGCUUUCUUUUGUUGCUGUUCCUGUUCUCUGUCCUGCGCAAGGUGGCCUGGGACUAUGGACGACUGGCCUUGGUUACCGAUGUUGACAGUAUGUCCUCGGCAAUGCAGGCAGACAGCCAUGACCGCUACGAGCGCCUCACUUCUGUCUCCAGCUCCGUGGACUUUGAACAGAGAGACAAUGGUUUCUGCUCCUGGCUGACAGCAAUCUUCAGGAUAAAGGAUGAGGAGAUCUUGGACAAAUGUGGAGCUGACGCAGUACACUACCUGACAUUCCAGCGACACAUCAUUGGGCUGCUUGCGGUCGCAGGCGUUCUCUCCGUGGGCAUUGUGCUUCCUGUCAACUUCUCAGGGAACCUGCUUGAAAACAACCCCUACAGCUUUGGGAGAACCACCAUUGCCAACCUAGACUCAAGUAACAACCUGCUAUGGCUGCACACCUCUUUCGCCUUUCUGUACCUACUACUCACUGUGUAUACCAUGCGAAGACAUACCUCCAAGAUGCGAUAUAAAGAAGACGACAUGGUGAAGCGCACCCUUUUCAUCAAUGGCAUCUCCAAGUAUGCGGAAUCAGAAAAUAUCAAGAAGCACUUUGAGGAGGCAUAUCCCAACUGCACCGUGCUUGAGGCCCGGCCUUGUUACAAUGUCGCCAAACUGAUGUCCCUGGAAGAUCAGAGGAAGGAGGCAGAGCGAGGGAGGAUAUACUUCAGCAACCUGCGGGCCAGAGAGAACGUCCCCACUAUGAUCAACCCCAAACCUUGUGGGCACCUCUGCUGCUGUGCUGUUCGUGGCUGUGAAGAGGUGGAGGCCAUCCAGUACUACACACAAUUGGAACAGAAGCUAAAAGAAGAGUAUAAGCAGGAGCAGGAGAAAGUGAACCAGAAGCCACUGGGCAUGGCCUUUGUGACCUUCCACAAUGAGAGCAUCGCUGCCCUUAUUCUGAAGGACUUUAAUGCAUGUAAUUGGCAAGGCUGUACAUGUCAAGGGGAGCCCCGAAGCUCAUCCUGCAGUGACUCCCUGAACAUCACCAACUGGACAGUAUCUUUUGCCCCCGACCCUCAGAACAUCUACUGGGAGAAUCUCUCCAUCCGUGGCUUCACCUGGUGGUUUCGAUGCCUGAUUAUCAACGUGGUGCUCUUCAUCCUCCUGUUCUUCCUCACCACACCUGCCAUCAUCAUCACCACGAUGGACAAGUUCAACGUCACCAAGCCUGUGGAAUUCCUCAAUAACCCUAUCAUCACCCAGUUCUUCCCCACUUUGCUGCUGUGGUGCUUCUCAGCCCUGCUCCCCACCAUCGUCUACUACUCUACCUUCCUGGAGAGUCACUGGACACGCUCUGGAGAAAACAGAACAACCAUGCACAAAUGCUACACCUUCCUAAUCUUCAUGGUACUGCUGCUACCUUCUUUGGGCCUGACCAGCUUGGACUUCUUUUUCCGCUGGCUCUUCGACAAGAAGUUCUUGGCUGAAGGGGCUAUUCGGUUUGAGUGUGUGUUCCUGCCGGACAACGGCGCCUUCUUUGUCAACUACGUCAUUGCCUCGGCUUUCAUCGGCAAUGCCAUGGACCUGCUGCGAAUCCCAGGGCUGCUGUUAUACAUGAUCCGCCUCUUCCUCGCUCACUCCGCCGCCGAAAGGCGCAACGUCAAGCGGCACCAGGCCUACGAGUUCCAGUUUGGCGCGGCCUAUGCCUGGAUGAUGUGCGUCUUCACGGUGGUCAUGACCUACAGCAUCACCUGCCCCAUCAUCGUACCCUUCGGGCUCAUGUACAUGCUGCUGAAGCACCUGGUGGACAGAUACAACUUAUACUAUGCAUACCUGCCGGCCAAGCUGGACAAGAAGAUCCAUGCUGGGGCUGUGACCCAGGUGGUGGCGGCACCCAUCCUCUGUCUCUUCUGGCUCCUCUUCUUCUCUAUCUUGCGUGCCGGGUUCUUGGCCCCCACUUCUAUGUUUACGUUUGUGGUCCUGAUCAUCACCAUUGUCAUCUCUCUCUGUCACCUCUGCUUUGGAUACUUCAAAUAUUUCAGUGCCCACAACUACAAGAUUGAUCACACCGAAACAGGGGAUGCCAGUGACUCCAGAAUCAAUGGUAGUCGCACCGCUGUCAAAUCUGCAAAGUACAUUGCUCAGGUGCUGCAGGACUCAGAGGAAGACAGAGAUUCUGGGGACUCCGGUGGUUCUGGCGUGUCUGGGGGCUCUAGGACCUCUGAAGUUUCUGGGGUCUCUGGGAUGUCUGGGGCCUCUGUGAAUUCCAGAUGUAUGAAGGAGGAGCCUCCAUUAUCCUUAGAGCACGAUGAGGAGACACUGAUAACCCAGGAGGAGCUCUCGGACCCAGACUUCCAGUCCUAUGUGGAGAGUCUCAUAGAGAAUGAAAUCCACCAGUGAGGGGGGUGGGGGAGGCCCUGGUGGCUCAGCCCCUGCUCCUAACCCUUCCUCCCCCACCCCACCCCCCACGGACACUAAAACGCUAAUAAUUUAUUAGAUUUAAAGCCUCUUCCUUCCCCCACUCUGCUUUAAUUAAGGUAUUUCAACCUUGGGGAUAUUGCCCACUGCCUCCCUCCUUGGAGGCCAGCCUCUCCCCUGAAAGCCCUCCUCCCCUACCCAAUGAGGAGAAUUGCCCCGAGCUGGCCCCGGGGCAGAGUGGGGGGGGGAGGGCAAAGGGCAGGUUCCCCCAAACCAGGGGCCCUUCCCCCCACCCAGGACAAUGGCCAGAAUGGGGUUAAUGAGAGCCGUGAGGGGCCACUGACUAGAGAUCUGGCAGGGGGUCAGAGUGGACAAUGGGACCUACACCCCUUCAGUUCCCAAUCCCCCACCAGGCCCUUAUGCUUUGGGAACACCUCUAUCCUUACCUACCCCAUUUGGGGGUUGCAUGAGAGGAGUGGGGGGCCAAGUGGGAAGUGGAGCCUAUCUGUCCCCCAGGUAAUGGGGAAGGAGUCGGGGAGGGGGGGGCGGGGGCUGGGGGGGGAGGGGCACAGCUGACACUGGAAAAUGGGGUUUUGCACUUUUUUUUCUCCAUUAAAAUAAAAAUGAAAAGAAACAGGUCAG